Triplophysa rosa is the source of this 4642-nucleotide messenger RNA. RefSeq names its product adenosine deaminase RNA specific B1a (gene adarb1a). The coding region runs from base 497 to 2782 and encodes 761 amino acids. Gene Ontology annotation, molecular function: double-stranded RNA adenosine deaminase activity; tRNA-specific adenosine deaminase activity; double-stranded RNA binding. The record is from RefSeq and is a predicted model, not a curated record. Gene Ontology annotation, cellular component: nucleolus; cytoplasm. NCBI's taxonomy places the organism in Eukaryota, Metazoa, Chordata, Actinopteri, Cypriniformes, Nemacheilidae. Gene Ontology annotation, biological process: RNA processing; adenosine to inosine editing. The transcript has 11 exons.
AUAUGGUUGUGGUAUCCUAUAGUGUCCACUAGGGGGAGCCAGAGUGUUGAAAAUCAAAUCGAGUGCAUUGCAAUUAAUUAAUUUUUGGAAAACACUCUACUGUUUUUUUAUUACAUCAGUUGAGUGAUCAUGUCAGUCAAGGACAAAGUAUGAAAAAUUAAAGGAUUGGUCAUGAUGAAGUGCCAUUGCCAGUUCUAGCGCAACUUACAUUGCAUUCAAGCUACGCAAUUUUGUGUGUUGGAAUCAAACCCACAACCUAUGCGCUGCUCACGCAAUGCUCUACCAAUUGAGCUCCAGGAAUCGUUUUUUGUGUUGGUCUGUGUGAGGGUGGGUUCAGUACAGUUCACACGUGGUUGCGUCCCACCAGACAGCCCCGCCUCUCUCUUUACAAACACACAACACCUUCCUCCUCCCUUUAUUUCCUCCAUGUCUUUCGUUCUCAUUCCUCACUCCUGAAGUGGACUCCAGAUCAGCAGAGAGAGGGGGAGACUUGCUUAUGGUUUUGCACGUUAUGGCUCAGUCACAGAGCUGCUCUCAAAACAUGGGCACUUAUUACUCCCUCGUACGUAGGAGAUUUAAGAGAAGACGCAAAAAACGAUCCGAGCGCAAAGGGAUUAUCAGCAAAGCCAUGAAUGAAGGAGCUGGUGGGCGGCCCAGAGGGCAGCAGAAGUUCUUCGGGCUGGAUGGAGAUGAGGAGGAACACAUGAGUUCGUGUCGCAUGGACGUUAAAGAAAACCGCAACCUGGACAACCUCUCCUCGAAAGAGGGGCAUCGCAUAGCCAAUGGGAGCGCUCGGGGAUUAGGCAGGAAACGCCCUCUGGAAGAGGGCAACAGAGGUCACGGGCACUCCAAAUUCCGCCCCAAGAAACGCAGGAAACCUCAAGGGCCGGUCUUGCCCAAGAACGCUCUCAUGCAGCUUAACGAAAUCAAACCGGGACUGCAAUACAAGCUGAUGUCACAGACGGGUCCCGUGCACGCGCCCGUCUUCAUUAUGACCAUCGAAGUUAACGGACAGUUGUUCGAAGGCUCGGGGCCGACUAAGAAGAAAGCCAAACUGAACGCUGCUGAAAAAGCGCUACGUUCUUUUGUUCAGUUUCCUAACGCGUCUGAAGCUCACCUCGCCAUGGGUCGUACGCUAACGGUCAACGCGGACUUUACGUCAGACCAGGCGGAUUUCCCAGACAUGCUGUUUAAUGGAUUUGAAACUCCAACGCCACCAGAUGACCUGUUCUACUUGAGUCUGAGCAGCAAUGGAGCUCUCCACGCCAUAAACGAAUAUCCGCUUGCCGUGACCCUUAACAACAACAACAACAGACUGGCGAGUCAAACCCUCGCACCGCCUGCGCCUCUAACAGCACCCCCUACAGGCAGUGGCAAAAACGCAGUGAUGAUCUUAAACGAGCUUCGGCCGGGACUGAAGUACGAGUUUGUGGCGGAGAGCGGCGAGAGCCACGCUAAGAACUUUGUGAUGUCGGUCACCGUGGAUACAAAAAGCUUUCAAGGUUCCGGGAGGAAUAAGAAGCUGGCGAAGGCGAGGGCGGCCCAGGCGGCGUUAUCGGGACUGUUUAACAUGCAGCUAGACCAGACACCAUCUCGGCAGCCAAUCCCAAGGGAGGGACUGCAGCUACACCUGCCUCAGGUACUCGCGGACGCCGUCUCUCGUUUAGUUGUGGAAAAGUUCAGCGAGCUGACGGACAACUUCAGCUCCCCGCACGCACGGCGAAAAGUCCUGGCAGGCGUCGUCAUGACAACUGGCACGGAUGUGAAGGAUGCUCAGGUGAUUUGCGUUUCCACGGGAACCAAGUGUAUAAAUGGAGAGUACAUGAGCGAUAGGGGUCUGGCCCUCAACGACUGCCAUGCCGAGAUCAUCGCACGGCGAUCGCUCAUCAGGUACCUCUACGGUCAGCUGGAGUACUUUCUUAGCGACAGACCCGAGGAGCAUGAGAAAUCCAUAUUCAGAUGGUGCAGCCAACGCGGCUACCGGCUAAAAGACAACAUUCAGUUUCAUCUGUAUAUCAGCACAUCACCCUGCGGAGACGCUCGGAUCUUCUCACCCCACGAGGCUGGCGCUGAGGACCAGGGUGACCGGCAUCCAAACCGCAAGGCCCGAGGACAGCUGCGGACCAAGAUCGAGUCCGGAGAGGGAACGAUACCGGUUCGUACGAGUAACACUAUUCAGACCUGGGAUGGAGUCCUGCAGGGAGAGAGACUGCUAACUAUGUCGUGCAGCGACAAGAUCGCAAGAUGGAACGUGAUCGGAGUGCAGGGGUCUCUAUUGAGCUAUUUCACCGAACCCAUCUACUUCUCCAGUUUAAUUCUGGGCAGCUUGUACCACGCCGACCACCUGUCCAGAGCCAUGUACCAACGGAUCGCUGAUAUUGAUGACCUGCCCCAGCCUUUCCACGUCAACAAACCCCUGCUUAGUGGCAUCAGUAACACCGAAGCGAGGCAACCUGGAAAAGCUCCCAACUUUAGCGUCAACUGGACGGUUGGUGAUCCGGGUUUGGAGAUCAUUAACGCCACCACAGGGAAAGACGACCUCGGGCGACCGUCACACCUCUGUAAACAUACCCUGUACAGUCGAUGGGUCUGUCUGCAUGCCAAGCUCACUGAGACUUUAAGGAUACAAGGAUCUCGGCCGACCUCAUACCACGAGGCAAAGCAGGCGGCCCUGGAGUAUCACACAGCCAAACAAAAUCUCUUCAAAGCGUUCUAUAAAGCAGGACUGGGCGCGUGGGUAGAUAAACCCAUCGAACAAGACCAGUUUUCCCUCAACCCCUGAGAGAGAAAAUGAUUGAUGGCUAGUGACUUUCAUACAUUUACAUGGGCCAUACCGUCGCCCUUCAUUAUUAUUGCAAGUCACUCUGAUAAUAUCCUGUUUUUAAUGACACGGUAAGCUUCUUUUAAAAAUGUCUUGAUUCAAAAUGACCAAUAAACCCUUUUCUGGGUUAAACUAACCCUGCAAGGUGGGUUGCAAAUUUUACCCAAAUGCUAUUUUAUACUUGUAGAACGGCUAUUUAAUUUAUUAUAAAUACAUUGCUGUAAGAUGUUAUUAUAUAAAGAUUAAAUUACGGGGUGGUUUCCCAGACAGGGACUAUCUUAAACCAGGACUAGGCCUAUUUAAGUCAUUUUCAAAUACAUUUCUAAACAUUAUUGUGUGCAUCUUGAGACAAAAACAAUCACACUUUAUGAUAUUUAAGAUACGUCAGUGCAAGUUGUUUUCGAUCAAGACAUAUUUCACAUUUGAGUUAGUCUGGAACUAGGCUUAAGCCCUCCUCGGGUAACCGCCCCCAAAAUGAUGGAAAAUAAGCAUACGCCAUAACAUACAAUUGAAAAAAGAUGUACUGUUAAAAAAAUGGUUGGGUAAAAUAUGGACAAACCCAACUGUUGGUUUAAAUUGAAGUAGAUAACCAUAUUUGACCCGACCAUGGGUUGAACCAACCCAGCAUUUUGUAGAGUUUAAGAUUAGACUAAAAAAGGAUUUUAAAAAAGUGUUUAUUUAAAACAUUUAUUUAAUUUUUACUAUGAAUUUUAUAACGCAACCACGUUUAAAUUCAGUAGUAUUUCAUGUACAUUUUUUAUGUUCUUCCUUGUCACAUAAUUGUUAGUUUCAUGUUAAGAAUGCAUUUGGUUACCAACCAAUAAAAACAGCAUCUUUUUCCCUGCAUGAAUCCAAAACAUAUGUGGAAGAUUUCUGACCAAAAAACAAAAAACAGAACAUGAACACGUUUUCAAAAACAUCUGUUUGCAUGGUUUAGACGUUAUUAAGUCAAUGUUUUGCUUAAAGGAAAAGUUCAUCUCAAAAUCAAAAUUGUGUUAUUUUUUACUCACCCACAUGACGUUCAACAUGUUUUGAGACCUCCCGAUGUCUUCAGAACACAAAUAAAGAUAUUUUAGAUGACAUCCAAGAGAUUUGCAGGCCUCAUAGACAUCAUGGUUAUAGUUGCUGUCAAGGUCCAUAAAAGUACUAAAGACAUCAUUAAAUUGGUUCAUCCACUCAUAGUGGCUCAAUUGAAUUUUUUUUAAAUGACGACAACUUUAUGUGAGAAAAACAAACACAAAAAACGUCUUUAAUCGAUAUAUUCUCUUCUGUCUUGUCAGUCUAUGGUGCGCGUUCACGAGAGCACUUCGGCGCAUUCGGUGGGGGCAGACGGCUCUCACUAAAUCCUUGAUGUUUCGAGUCAGAUCCGUGGGCGUGGCUUGUUGGUUUUGACUAAAUCCUUGGUGUUUCAAGCCUGACGAAACCUUUACCCACACCCUAACCCUACUCUAACCAUCUAAACUACCUAUGAUUGUUAAAAUCGCCAAAAAACACUGUUGCGUGAUGACGUCAGACUCGAAACAGCCAGGGGCAGACGCCGGCGUCCUGACUGACAACCCGGAAGCGCAACUCCGUGUUUACAAGCAGACGCACGCUGUAUAUAAGCUGAUCUUAGCUAAAUGUUUGAUGAUUUCGAUAUUGAGGAAGACUUGCACUUUUUUGCCCAACCGUACAAACCGCUUGCGUCGAAGUGCUCUCGUGACAAACCCUGCAUGAGAAGAAAUCUUCAAGAAAAUAAAACUCUUACAAUAUGAUUGUGGUUUAUGUCAUUCACUAACUCUUAUCAGUAUCCGACUCGAUAUGCCAUCCAAACGUUCACUG